Physcomitrium patens is the source of this 1770-nucleotide messenger RNA. RefSeq names its product GDT1-like protein 1, chloroplastic. Gene Ontology annotation, biological process: manganese ion transmembrane transport; Golgi calcium ion homeostasis; calcium ion transmembrane transport. Gene Ontology annotation, cellular component: chloroplast thylakoid membrane; Golgi apparatus. The record is from RefSeq and is a predicted model, not a curated record. NCBI's taxonomy places the organism in Eukaryota, Viridiplantae, Streptophyta, Bryopsida, Funariales, Funariaceae. Gene Ontology annotation, molecular function: manganese ion transmembrane transporter activity; calcium ion transmembrane transporter activity.
AAACGCAGCCGGGAUCUAGACAGACCUUGGAUUCUCGUCAUUGGUGCGGUUUAGAAAGCGAAGGACUAGCCUCCGCCCAGGUGGAUGCACCGGGAAGGGAGGAUUUCUUCAUGUGCCUGCCACUCGCAUAAAGAAAUUUAGGGAUCAAAAAGGACCUCCGCUUGUAUGAGGACGUGGACUCAACAGGGAUGCAACUCCACAUUCUCAUUCAGGGGUGCUGGUGCGGGGUGGGCUUCCAGGCGGAGUUUGCUUCUGCAUUGCCAAGAGCAGUUUUUGAAGGGGGAGAAGCUGCUCUGCAGCAGAGGUCCUCUUCAUUCCAGAUACACGCGCCAUAACCUUAGCUGGGACCUGCUUCUUCUUCUCCUCCUCCUUCUUCUUGAGGUGCUAAAUAUUUCAGAAACAUGCCACUCACAUUUCAGGCUCCGCCUGAUAGUCGCAUAUCAUCACUAUUGAAUUCCAAGGCAGCAGUAGAUUCUGUACCGAGUAGUUGCCGACGUUUCGUGAGGAGGAGUAGUGCAUCGCCUUUACGGCCAGACUUGGCUCUUUUCUCCUUAUCGCUGACCUCAGGAUUUCUAGCUAGCCGCAGCAUUGUAGGAGGACCACGAACGGUUAGGAAAUGGAAGAGCUCAAAGGUCAGCAGUUAUCACGAAGCCAGCGGGAAAGAAGAACUAGACCAAGACACCUCCAAAUUAGUGCGUCAGGUAGAGAUAGUAGAGGUUGAUCAUGUGGUUUCUCGUGAUCGGCGAGCGGAAUCGUUGAAGGUCGCUGUGUUGGUAGGUUUGGUAGCCUUGCAGGUUUGCUUGCCCGCGGCCGCAGAGAGCCUGGGCAUAGAAGUUGCGCGCUCCAGCGACUCCUCGGGGUUUGCCAUAACUGAUUGGACAGAGUUCGAGAAUGGUUUCUCGUCGGCAUUCCUGCUCAUCUUCUUCUCUGAAAUAGGAGACAAGACGUUCUUCAUUGCAGCUCUCUUAGCAACACGGAAAUCUAACCUCGCGGUAUUCACAGGCACGUUCGGCGCCCUGGCAGCCAUGACCGUUAUCUCAGUAGCACUAGGACGGGCGUUUCACUACAUCGACAACUUAAUCCCGAGCAGUCAGGGAACAGGGCAAUUCCCCUUCGACGAUCUGGCGGCCGUGGUGCUGCUGGUGUACUUUGGUGUAUCAACGCUGGUGGACGCAGUUUCGAUGGAGGGGUCGAAAGCUGAGGACGAAAAGCAGGACGCGGAGCUGGCGAUAGCGGGCGUGGCAGGGGACGGUAAUUUGGGUGUUUCGGCGGCAGCAGCCAGCACGGUGGUAGCGACAUUUGCCCUCGUGUUUGUGGCGGAGUGGGGAGACAAAUCCUUCUUCUCCACCAUUGCGCUUGCGGCGGCAUCGUCGCCACUUGGGGUGGUAACGGGCGCUAUAGCGGGCCACGGCGUGGCGACCAUCCUCGCCGUUCUGGGAGGCAGAUUUUUAAGCGAGUACGUCUCUGAGAAGCUGAUAGCGUACGUGGGAGGCGCCCUGUUCCUGGUCUUCGCCGCUACAACAUUAGUCGACAUUCUCAAGGCGUAGCAAGAUUAGAAGAAACACAGAUCAUGAAUGACCAUGAUCAUGAUCAUCUGUUUGAAUUCUGGCAUUAGCGGUAGUCUUCCUCUUCGGUGCUCAGCCCCGUUCAUUUCAUACAGGUGGGGCAAGAGAAGGUUUAGCACAUUUUUGCAGGAUGAUUGACGAUGGAUUUAUUUAUAUUCAGGCAGGACACAUUCGAUUCUGUCAGCCAGCCACCAGUCCCUCACAA